This is a messenger RNA of Labrus mixtus (cuckoo wrasse), 2617 nucleotides long. It is a transcript of the gene riok3, whose product is annotated as RIO kinase 3 (yeast). Bases 259 to 1788 code for a protein of 509 amino acids. Lineage: Eukaryota; Metazoa; Chordata; Actinopteri; Labriformes; Labridae. The record is from RefSeq and is a predicted model, not a curated record. The transcript is spliced from 13 exons. Gene Ontology annotation, molecular function: protein serine/threonine kinase activity; ATP binding. Gene Ontology annotation, biological process: maturation of SSU-rRNA; protein phosphorylation. Gene Ontology annotation, cellular component: preribosome, small subunit precursor; cytosol.
GUCAGUUGGGAAAGAAACACCUCACUGAAAGCUUCUCUACCUCCUUUCAACCUUUGGUUAUUUUAAAACCCGUUGUUACCAACUUUUAAAAUCAAUCUUUCGUAUCUUCACCGAAGUGUCUACAACUGUUCACAGUACGUGUCAUACGUGGGACGUCGUGUUUCAACUCGUUUUUCAGACGCAGAAUCUGACCUCGGAACGUGCUAACGUUAGCUCAGCAGCUAGCCACCAUUCACUCGAUUAAACAUCGUAUAAAUCAUGGAUCAAGCGGUAGUCGCAACACAAACACCGAAGAGUCCGUGGGGUUCAGUGGCCCCGGCGGCUCCAUCCUGCUCACUGGCUGAUGUGAUGAGCGAGCAGCUGGCCAAACAGCUGGACGAUGAAAACAACGCCUUCCCGACACUCACCGAUCCAGCAGCAGAUCUGUUGCUGUCAGAGGAUGCUGGUGAUACAACCAGUGACCUGAUGCUCGCUCAGAUGCUGCAGAUGCAGUUUGACCGCGAGUUUGAUAAUCAGCUCCGACUGGAGGAGAAGAAGUUCAACGGAGACAGCAAAGUGUCCAUCUCUUUUGAGAACUACCGUAUGGUCCAUCCCUACGAAGACAGCGACAGCUCCGAGGACGAGGUGGACUGGCAGGACACGAGACACGACCCCUACAAAGCUGAUAAGCCCCAGACGACACCCAGGAGAGGCUUCACCGGCAAAGGCAAAAACAUCACAACCAAACACGACGAGGUGGUGUGCGGACGCAAGAACACGGCACGCAUGGACAACUUUGCUCCUGAGAUCCACGUCGGUGACGGCUUGGGGAUGGACCUGAAGCUGUCCAACCAGGUGUUUAACUCUCUGAAGCAGCACUGCCACAGCGAGCAGAGGCGCAGCGCCAGACUGCACGAGAAGAAGGAGCACUCCACAGCUGAACAAGCCGUGGACCCUCGCACUCGCCUGCUCAUGUAUAAGAUGGUGAACUCCGGCGUGCUGGAGAACAUCAACGGAUGCAUCAGCACAGGAAAAGAGGCUGUCAUCUUCCACGCUAAUGGAGGGAGUCUGGAGGAGCAGCCCGUUCCCGACGAGGUGGUGCUGAAGGUUUUCAAGACGACACUGAACGAGUUUAAGAACAGAGACCGCUACAUCAAAGAUGACUACCGCUUCAAAGAACGCUUCAGCAAACUGAACCCACGCAAGGUCAUCAAGCUGUGGGCCGAGAAGGAGAUGCACAACCUGGCCAGGAUGAAGAAGGCAGAGAUCCCCUGUCCAGAGGUGGUGCUGUUGAAGAAACACAUCCUGGUGAUGUCGUUCAUCGGUAAAGAUCACGUUCCUGCUCCCAAACUCAAAGACGUCACGUUGAGCUCAGAGGACAUGAAGAACGCUUUCUACCAGGUCCUACAUAUGAUGCAGGUGUUGUAUCAGGAGUGUAAUCUGGUUCAUGCUGAUCUGAGUGAAUACAACAUGCUGUGGCACGAGGGAAAGGUUUGGUUGAUUGAUGUCAGUCAGUCCAUCGAGCCCACCCACCCUCACGGCCUGGAGUUCCUCUUCAGAGACUGCAGGAACGUUUCAACGUUCUUCCAGAAGAGAGGGGUGAGCGAGGCGAUGAGUGUGUACGAGCUUUUCAACGCCGUGAGCGACCUGAACAUCCCCGUUGGUGCCGAGGACGAGGCUGAGUUCAUGGCCGAGAUCGUGGCGUUGGAGAAGAGAAAUGAAGACCACGUGCAGAAGCGAGGAAAGAAAACCUUCCCUGUCUCCUCUGAAGACUGCGACCCUCCUUUAGAACCCGACGCAGAUGAUUAACGCCCCGCCCAGCUCGCUCUCUCUUCACGACCCCGCCGUGUUGAAAACGCCGCAACUAGGAGAUGAACGGAGGAGGCUCCUGGAGGACCCGGAGCCUCUCCCUCCAACUCUCCCACCACCCUUUUAACCCCCCACCCCCAACAACCACUGCCUCCUUUACUGAGGCAGGACGGAGCGCCUCCUCCUGGCUGCAGGAGGGACGAGUUUCACUGUGUUGGAUGUUGAAGUCGGAGCGUUCUGGCUGCUGAGAGGCGCCGACAGAGUUUGCUGAGGCUGAGACCUCAUCUCUAAUCCUCCUGCCGAUACUGACCCACACUCUUUGUUCUCUUUUUCUUUUUUAAGAAUCAUGACCUCAGACAGUUCCUCCUCCAUCCUGCUGGAUGGAGAAUACAAACAAAUGAACUUCAGCUUUGCUUAAACUCUCAGAGAUUUAUUUAAAUUUAAACUGAAAGUUUGUAAAGAUGGCCGCUGAGUCAGGCUGAAGUUGAGGAACUUCAGGGAUAAACUAAGGUUGUCAAAGUAACGGAUUUAUAAACAUAGGUGUCGAUAUCUAUGACCUUAACUAGGAACAGAUCUGUUUCGAUACCAUGACAGCUAGUGCAGGUCAGAGGCUCAAGUCUUAAGUUUCUCAAAGCUUCUGUACUAUAAUGCUAUCAAUCAUAAACAAUCAUGAAAGUAAUUGUAAAUUUAAGUCAUGUGGUAUCCAAAAGUAUCAAACAUUUUGACAACCUUUGGUUCAACUAUCCAGAGGAUAACAAACUCUUUCCCUUUUUAAGGGGACAGUAAAAGAUAAAAUGAAAAGAAAGUCAGGUUUUAUUCAUCCUGUAGC